This is a messenger RNA of Solea senegalensis (Senegalese sole), 2191 nucleotides long. RefSeq names its product tripartite motif-containing protein 29-like. Bases 1 to 1143 code for a protein of 380 amino acids. Gene Ontology annotation, molecular function: zinc ion binding. The transcript is spliced from 3 exons. The record is from RefSeq and is a predicted model, not a curated record. Lineage: Eukaryota; Metazoa; Chordata; Actinopteri; Pleuronectiformes; Soleidae.
AUGAUUCAGCUGCAGAGAGAAAACAUCUCUUGUACCAUCUGUUUGGAUCUACUGAAGGAUGUGGUGACUCUUUCCUGUGGACACAGCUUCUGUAAGAACUACAUUAAAGACCACUGGAACACAGAGGACGAGAAGAGGAUCUACAGCUGCCCUCAGUUGGAGGAGCUGAAGAAGACUGGACUCCAAGCUGCUCCUGCUGAUCACUGCUAUGCUGGAGCUGAAGAUGUGGCCUGUGAUGUCUGCACUGGCAGGAAACUGAAAGCUCUCAAGUCCUGUUUGGUUUGUUUGGCGUCUUACUGUGAGGAACAUCUCCAGCCUCAUUAUCAAUCACCUCCAUUCAAGAAACACAAGCUGGUGGAGCCGUCCAAGAACCUCCAGGAGAACAUCUGCCCUCGUCACAAUGAGGUGAUGAAGAUGUUCUGCCGCACUGAUCAGCAGUGCAUCUGUUAUCUCUGCCCUGUGCAUGAACAUGAAGACCAUGACACGGUCUCAGCUGCAGUAGAAAGGAAGCAGAAGCAGAGAGAGCUAGAUCUGAGUCUAGACGAAAUCCAGCAGACAGUCCAGGACAUAGACAGAGAUGUGAAGGUGCUUCAACAGCAGAGGAAGACUCUCAGUCUCUCUGCUGAUAAAGCAGUGGAGGACACUGACAAGACCUUCACUGAGAUGAUGCGUCUCCUGCAGAAAAGAAGCUCUGAUGUGAAGCAGCAGAUCAGAUCCCAGGAGGAAAAUGAAGUGAGUCGAGUCAAAGACGUUGAGAAGAAGCUUCAGCAGGAGCUCACUGUGCUGAAAAAGAGAGAAGCUGAACUGAAGCAGCUCUCACUCACACACGAUCACAACCAGUUUCUCCUCAACUACCGCUCACUGUCAGCACUCAGUCCAUCCACACACUCGUCCACCAUCAACGUCUGUCCUCAGAGACACUUUGAGGAAGUGACGGCGGCUGUGGCAAAGGUCAGAAGUCAACUGCAGGAAGACCUGACCAAGACGUGGACAAACUUCUCACUGGCUGUGGCUGAAGUAGAUGUUUUACUGCCAGAACCAGAACCAAAGACCAGAGCUGAAUUCUUCAGAUAUUCACAAGAAAUCACACUGGAUCCAAACACAAUGUUUGGAGCUGAAUUGAGAUUUGCUGAAUCGAACUAGCUCUUACCGUCGGUCACAGAGGUGGAGACGUGCUGUGGACAUGGAGGUCAGGAGCAGCGGAAGUCCAGGAACCGUGGCCCCGGGUCUGUGGAGGAAGUGGCUCCCAGAGGCCCCGGAUAAGCCGGCGCACAGCCACGUGGACUCUUUCCUCACCGCAGCUCGGCUGCUCCGCGGGGGAGGACGUGUGGAGGAGGAGGGGAAGACGGUGGGGUGGCAGUCAUCUCGUCGGUCAAACCAAACCCGUGAGACCAGGCCGGACGGGAACCAGGGGCCGAAACACGCCAUGGUGUUCCUGAAAGAUCUGAGGAGCAGGCAGGUCCACCUCACAGAGAACAGGAGAGAGGACAGAGAGUCCGGCUGCGAAAAGACAAACACGGGUGAAGAGAAAGACACGGACGAAGGGCCAUUCUCGGGUCACGGACAGACAGAGAGACAGAAAGACAUCGUUGUGUGCAUCUGGAAGUCGGGAUGUCGCGUCAAAUGCAGACAGUCCACGAGGUUCAAGGCCCCGGUUCUGCCCGCCAUCGCUGAGAUUUAGAGCUUCACGACAAAGACUUACAGUGGGUUGACUUUUGCGAAAAAUCGUGCUGACGCAACGACGCGACAGCCAAUCGGCAAUAUGGACACGCGCAGAUGGGAUCUGAUCACGUACGAUGGUUGAGGAAGGAGAAAGAUCAGAUUCUGAUGUUUAGAAAUCCCGAUUUUUGGGCCAAAAAGGACUUAAACACCUGCUUCUUCUUAGUUUUCGAUGAAAGCGACAGAAUCUCACGCUGCGACAAACUCACCUCAUGAAGUGACAAAAGCUGGCUGUAUUCAUCAUGAUACAGCAGUAAUUUCAUAAUAAAAGCAUUUGUGUUGUGUAUGUGCGACGAUAAAUAUAUUUUACAAUAAAAUGUAUUUGUGAUGCAAAAUCAAUCUCAAUAAAAUAAGUGGCGGGCCAAAAGAAAUCAAUUGAGGCCCACAUGUGGCCCAUGGGCCGCGAGUUUAGGACCUCUGAUGUAUAGUGUAAUGUGUUUGCAAAAAAUAAAAUUCAAUUCUACGUGCAAAA